Molecule: messenger RNA, 1326 nt
Organism: Penicillium brevicompactum
Lineage: Eukaryota; Fungi; Ascomycota; Eurotiomycetes; Eurotiales; Aspergillaceae
Product: fungal specific transcription factor domain-containing protein
Exons: 2
Coding region: 1-1326 (441 amino acids)
Biological process (GO): positive regulation of transcription by RNA polymerase II; DNA-templated transcription
Molecular function (GO): sequence-specific DNA binding; DNA-binding transcription factor activity, RNA polymerase II-specific; zinc ion binding
Source: RefSeq, a predicted model, not a curated record
AUGCCCUCCUAUCCAGAGGGCUCCAUUCGAUUCAAGACCUUCUACUUGUUGGGAGGUUUGGUAUCUAUCAUCAUAUCGCCUCGGCCCAGCACUCGGCGAAUGACUCUUCUAGAAGAGCAGCUCGAACGCAGAGUUUUCUGGGAAAGUUAUAUGAUCGAUCGCUACAGCUCUAUCACAUUAGAUCGGCCUUUUGCAAUGACUGACAGUGCAAUUCAAAUCGGUCUUCCCGCAGAUGCAAAUGACGAAGAGCUCGAUGCCGCUGAUUCCACUGGUUCCUUCCACGAUUUGAGCUCAUAUUGCGCUGCAUCUUCGCUCAAAGAUGUAUCCACGAGUAUGCAAAGAACCACCGAAGUUUCUGUCUUCUCCGCUUGUGUACGACUGCGCCAAAUAACCUCCAAGAUUCAUUUGACAUUCCAGGGAAAUGUUAUAAGUAGCUCUAGUCAGAGCUCGAUAACAGCAAGAGGCGCGGUCUAUGCCAGCCUGGAUCAACUGCUCCAUGAUUUGCAAGCAUGGCGCCGGUCAGCGCCCAUUUUUGAGAGCCCGAGCUGUCUGUACGAAAUGCAGGAAUGGUACGAUCUUCUAUGUCUGCGUGAACAGCUUAUCCUUAGUCGAAAGGCUCUGGACCUAGUUCCAAAACCAAAAAAUAUACCGCCGAAGGAUCUGGUGACAUUAUGCUUGCAAUGUGCCGUCGGUGCUAUCACCGGCUUUUGUCGGCUUUUCGAGAGAAAGCAGAUUACUUUCACCCGAAGCUACUUCCAGAUGCUAUUUACUGGCGGCCUCUCAAUCAUGUUUUGUCUCUCUGUGGUGAGAGACUACAGCUCACUCACCAUCCGUGAAGCAAACAAUGCAAUCACACAGGGCCAGGUCGCGCUGCAGCAAAUGGGUGAAGAGUUACCCGAUGCAAAACGCUAUGUCGCGGUCUAUGAGGCCUUGGGGGCGAAUGUUCGCCGCAAAUGCAGUCGCCAUCUUCAUGAGGAAUCCAACUCUGCUCCAUUGCCUACAGUUGGCCCUGUCACUGGGAGUCAAGUUUUCCAUGGGCCCAAUACUCUGGCCCAACCACCAGAUCAGGACCAAUACCAGCAACUUGAAUAUUUCUCACAGCUCUAUGUUCCUGGCUCCACACUCGGCAGAGACGAAACCACUGCUCUAUACCCCAACGUUGCUAUAAAUGAUACCCCCAUAUCAGAAAGCUCACUACUCCCAUGGGACCUUCUCAAUGAUGAUUCACUAUGGAACAUGGAGGCCGGGCUGAAUGAGUAUGCGUACGGUGACCCACCUGCUACCCUGUACGCGAGUGACUCUUUUGAUCUUUCUAUGUUUCAAUAG